Cyclocybe aegerita is the source of this 867-nucleotide messenger RNA. Lineage: Eukaryota; Fungi; Basidiomycota; Agaricomycetes; Agaricales; Hemipholiotaceae. The record is from the annotation of a GenBank genome assembly.
AUGGCGGAAAUUGGAGGUGCGGUAAUCGGGGGUGCAGCCGGCAUCACCGCCGCAGCAUACACCCACGCAUCGAACUUUUCUGCUCGCCAUGAUCAAUGUCACGAUUCGCAGUCGUUGGAGACUCAGAGGCUAGCACAGGGAUUCGAGAUGGCGUAUCGCGAGGGCAAUAUAGCAGAUGAGGACUAUGGCAAGUUCCUGGAGAUGAAAGACGUAGCGAUAAAAUCAGCCAGAGAGUACAGAAAGAGUAUCAGAGAGUACAAGGAUACCAACCCUUUGAAGAUCGCGGCGAAGCAGACCAAGAAGAGAGAAGUACGAAAGAAGAAGGAUCAGAUCAGAGCAGCGAACCAUGAUCUACUCGAUCAUUACUAUGAUUCUACCUCUGGGGAGUCUGACGCGACGUCUAUGACUGCAACAAAUGGAUCUCCUCCCGGCUCUGGGCUCGAAAGUGAGAAUAUACGGGAGUGGGCGCACGGUAUAACAGAUCGUCCUACAACUAAUCAUGAUUCGUGGCACUCUCGAAUCAGACAAGCCAGAAAUGAUUUGGAAGUCAUCCAUUCAGAAGCCGCAGAUAGUUUCAAACUCGUCGCAAAUGGGGCCGGUGGACAUAUACUUCCCAUUCAAUGCGAGACGCAGGCCAUCAAAUUCGCUCGCGAGGCCGAAGAGUACGACGAGGAAAGCGACAUCAUGCUCGCAAUCGAAGCCUAUUCAAAAAGCUUGAGCUGGCUGGACAAGUGUAAGGAGACAUCCAGAGAGGAUGAAAACGGGAGAAGGUACCUCGAAAGAAUCGAGAACGUCGCUCUUGUCUUCAAGGAGAGGAUCUCCGCUUUGCGCGAGGGCCAAGGAGGCAAUCUGAUCGUACUGGAAUGA